GUAGGACCUGCAUCGGGUGGAAACGUUCGAUAAGCUCUAAACUCAUCCGGGACAUUGUUUUAGCACAACAGAGUUCAUCGAAGAAUCCUUUGUGCAUGUGUGAAAGUCGAGAUAAAUCCACACUUCCCCUCCCUUCGCCUCUGGGGAACCUCUUCUCGCGAAAAGAUUACGGCUGGAUUUUACCGACUUUUUCUUGCUUAUCGAUUUAAUUAGAUCUCGCAUUUUGAUCGAACGGGGAUCAUCUUCAUCAUCAUGGAGGCAGGAGCUGGAAUUGUUGGCUUCGUGUGGGUGUUGACUGCCUUUUCCGGCGGUAUCGUCGUCGCGAGAAGUGUCAUGAAAACCAUACGAUUCCACGGACUGGCAUGGGAAGACUAUUUGAUGAUCAUCUCUAUGCUUCUCGCAGUCGUCUAUGGAAUAUCCAGUACAUUGAUGUACACCAUCGAUUUCGGAAACCACGCACAACAACAACUGGCACCCUUCCACUCUCCAAAAUUCGCAGAAUAUCUUUAUCUCUGCCAUGCUGUUGGAUUCAUGGCUCCCGUUUUCAGUCGGAUUUCGUUUUGUCUGUAUAUGCUACGCGUGCUCAGCACGACGUCCGCAUUCAGAAAACGCAGCAUACACGCCUUUAUCGCACUCCAACUCAUCGUCAACGUCCCCAUCACAAUCUUCGUAUUCACGCAAUGUGGAAGCUUCCAAAAUCUAUGGCGACACGGCUUAUUGACUUCCUCCACAUCUUGCGUCCGCCACGACAUCAUCAAGAUUUUGGCAUUGAUCGCUGUAGUCUUCAACGCCGUCACGGAUGUUUACCUAACACUCCUUCCCGCAAUCGUGGUGUGGAGCAUAAAAGUCAUGACGGCAAAAGCUCGCUUGGGGCUAGCAGCCACACUCGGUCUGUCUUUUUUCGCUUCCAUCGCCAGUGUGAUAAAGAUAUACUACGUAUACGCUUUAUACACCUACUCGCCAAACCCACUCACGAUAGAAAGAGUGAUACUGGUCAUGGGUGUCGAAAUCAAUGUUGUGGUCAUCGCCGCAUCUAUUCCCGUUUUGGCACCUCUGUUUUUGCAAAAGUCCGGGCAGAGUAGGAAGGGCAUUUACAAGGAUCCCGUGUUACCGACUUAUGAUAUCAGUGUCGAGGGUGCUUCAAAGGGCAGCGAUUUGCAAUCGGGCAAGACUUUCAACAUUUCGUCUAGCAAGACAUUUGAACAGUCGUCGUCGGGCAAGAAGGAUUCAAUCGUCACGAGGACGACAGAGUUGUUUUCGGAAAACGGCACGGAAGGUACGCUUUCACCAACGACACCUUGGGAUGAAAUGCCAGAGAUAGUGUUUUUGAGCGACAACAAGCAAUGAUUGCUGAGGAAGAUUUGCAAAUCAUCAACGACACCAGAUUGUAGCGAGCGAGCCUUUUCUCUUCUUCUUUUGUACAAGAAUUAAACAAUACCAUAGUGAUUAUAAUGAAACCGUAUUUUCCAU
Aureobasidium pullulans EXF-150 is the source of this 1470-nucleotide messenger RNA. RefSeq lists its product as uncharacterized. NCBI's taxonomy places the organism in Eukaryota, Fungi, Ascomycota, Dothideomycetes, Dothideales, Saccotheciaceae. Bases 253 to 1347 code for a protein of 364 amino acids. The record is from RefSeq and is a predicted model, not a curated record. The transcript has 2 exons.